Molecule: messenger RNA, 4881 nt
Organism: Arxiozyma heterogenica
Lineage: Eukaryota; Fungi; Ascomycota; Saccharomycetes; Saccharomycetales; Saccharomycetaceae
Exons: 1
Coding region: 1-4881 (1626 amino acids)
Cellular component (GO): extracellular region
Source: RefSeq, a predicted model, not a curated record
AUGGUCUCAAGUGCCUUACCAUUGUGCGCGGCACUGCUUUUAGCUGCUUUUUCUGCUGUAUCGAAGGCACAAGUAUCUUAUGCUGUUACUACUUAUACUGCACCAGUUUCUGGUUAUUGGAAUCCGGCUACUAUUGAAGGUGAGGGUCCUAUUGUAACAGUGGACAGAAUAAUUUUUAAUAAUCCGUAUAAUGCAUCUAAUGAUGCUAAGUGUUUGUUGACACCAGAACAAAAGGCGGCUGUUUUGGACCUAAUGAAUAAGUACAGAUCUAUGUUUGUUGACACUCCUAAUUUGACCUGGUCUGAUGCUUUAGCCAAACGGGCUGCGUGGUGGGCUUGCAAAUUUGAUGUAUACAAGGACAUUCCAGAAGACCCUCCAGAUUACGACUACAAUAUUGGUAAAAGCAUGUACGCAGGAGCUGCUGCUAAUCCAGUCGGUGCUGUAGACAUGUGGUUUGAUGAAAUUAAUAGUUAUAAUUACAGCCAUCCUGGCUUUUCCUGGCCAACUGUACAUUUUACACAGCUUGUUUGGAGAUCCACCACAGAGGUUGGUUGUGCUGCAAAUUUAUUUUGGCCCGCUUUUGACGGUUCGCCCAAUCAAUACUUUGUUGUGUGUCAGUACUUACCUGCUGGUAAUAUGUUUGGUCAAUUCCCUGAAAAUGUUAUGCCUCUGAAACCAGCUUAUAAAAGUCUUCAUUGGUCAACAAUUCAUUCGGCAACCGCCCCCAUAAAUUGGACAUCUAUGUCUCUAUAUCAAAAAACACAUACUGUAGCUCCAAUUACUAUAACUCCGACAUCAAAUCCUAACCCUGUUUACACAAUACCUUUUGGAGAUUGGUCAAACUUUUUUCCAUCAACAGCCCAGAUAACUUAUAUAAGUGCCACUGACAGCUCAACCACCACUGCAACAACAACUGCUUCGAAAAACGGUCAUAGUUCUGGUAUCGAUGCUACUGAAAGAUCAACCACUACUUCUAAAAAAUCUGCCUCUAGCAACAGUCAUAAUUCUGCUAUUGAUGCUAUUAACAGAUCAACCAUCACUUCUAAAAAAUCUACCUCGAGUAACAGUCAUAGUUCUGCUAUUGAUACCACUGACAGAUCAAUCAUCACUUCCAAGAAAUCUACUUCAAGUAACAGUCAUAGUUCUACUAUGGAUGCUACUAACAGAUCAACUACCACUUCUAAAAAAUCUACCUCAAUCAGUCAUGGUUCUGCUAUGGAUGCUACUGACAGAUCAAUCACCACUUCUAAGAAAUCUGUCUCAAUCAGUCAUAGUUCUGCUAUAGAUACCACUGACAGAUCAGCUACUACUGCAACAACAUCUACCCCAAGCAACAGUAAUGGAUCUGGUAUUGAUGCUAUUAACAGAUUAACCACUACUUCUAACAAAUCUACUUCAAGCAACAGUCGUGGUUCUGCUAUGGAUGCUACUGAUAGAUCAACCACUACUUCUAACAAAUCUACCCCAAGCAACAGUAAUGGUUCUGCUGUUGAUGCUACUAGCAGAUCAACCAUCACUUCUGAGAAAUCUGCCUCAAACAGUCAUAGUUCUGCUAUGGAUACCACUGACAGAUCAACCAUCACUUCUAAAAACUCUGCCUCAAUCAGUCAUAGUUCUACUAUUGAUGCUACUGACAGAUCAACCUCCACUUCUAAAAAAUCUACCUCAAUCAGUCAUGGUUCUACUAUUGAUGCUACUGACAAAUCAACUACCACUGCAACAACAUCUGCCUCUAGCAACAGUCAUGGUUCUACUAUGGAUGCUACUGACAGAUCCACUGCUACUUCUAACAAAUCCACCUCAAGCAACAGUCGUGGUUCUACUAUGAAUACCACUGACAGAUCAACUACCACUUCUAACAAAUCUACUUCAAGUAACAGUAAUGGUUCUACUAUGGAUGCUACUGACAGAUCAACCAUCACUUCUAGUAAAUCUACCUCUAGCAACAUUCAUGGUUCUAGUGUCGAUGCCACCAACAAGUCAACUGCCACUUCUAAGAAAUCUGCCUCAAACAGUCAUAGUUCUACUAUGGAUGCUACUAACAGAUCAACUGCCACUACUAACAAAUCUACCUCAAGCAACAAUCAUAGUUCUGUUGUUGAUGCUACUGACAGAUCAGCUACUACUGCAACAACAUCUACCCCAAGCAGCAGUCGUGGUUCUGCUAUUGAUGCCACUGACAGAUCAACCACCAUUUCUAACAAAUCUACCUCAAACAGUCAUGGUUCGGCUAUGAAUACCACUGACAGAUCAAUCAUCACCUCUAAUAAAUCUACCUUGAGCAACAAUCAUAGUUCUGUUGUUGAUGUUACUGACAGAUCAACCACCACUGCAACAACAUCUACUGAAUAUACUAAAUAUGCAUUGACUCCAGAAGAACAGGCUGCUGUUGUUCUCGCACACGAUAAGUUGAGAGCUUUGCAUGUCGAUACUGGUAAUUUGACCUGGUCUAAUACUUUAGCUGUAUAUGCUGAGAAGUAUGCUGCCGUUUAUGAUUGUUCAUCUGGUAGACUUGUGCACUCUCAUGGUCCAUACGGUGAAAACCUUGCCCUGGGAUUUCCUAAUGCAGUCGCUGCUGUGUACGCCUGGUAUAAUGAAAUUGCCCAUUAUAAUUACAGCCAUCCUGGCUUUUCCAUGGCAACUGGACAUUUUACACAGGUUGUUUGGAGAUCCACCAAGGAGGUUGGUUGUGCUGUAAAAUAUUGUGGCCCCUAUUAUCGUGAUUAUGUUGUUUGUGAGUACGCACCUCCUGGUAAUUAUGAAGGUGAAUUCCCUGAAAAUGUCAUGCCUUUGAAAGCAUCUGUUUCAAGUAGUACUUCCAGGAAACCUAAGUCAUCCUCUACCCCUUCUGCUACUUCGAAGAAAUCUACCUCAAUCAGUCAUAGUUCUGCUAUGGAUGUCACUGACAGAUCAACUACCACUUUUAACAAAUCUACUUCAAGCAACAGUCAUGGUUCUGUUGUUGAUGCUACUAACAGAUCAACCUUCACUUCUAAGAAAUCUACUUCAAACAUUCAUGGUUCUACUAUGGAUGCUACUGACAGAUCAACCACCACUUCUAACAAAUCUACCUCAAUCAGUCAUGGUUCUGUUAUUGAUGCUACUGACAGAUCAAUCAUCACUUCCAAGAAAUCUACCUCUAGCAACAGUUGUGGUUCUGCUAUGGAUGCUACUCACAGAUCAACCAUCACUUCUAAGAAAUCUACUUCAAGCAACAAUCGUAGUUCUAGUAUCAAUGUUACUCACAGAUCAACCUCCACUUCUGAAAAAGCUGCCUCUAGCAAUAGUCAUGGUUCUACUAUGGAUGCUACUAACAGAUCAACCAUCACUUCUGAAAAAUCUACUCCAAGCAACAGUCAUGGUUCUACUAUGGAUGCUACUGAUAGAUCAACCAUCACUUCUAAGAAAUCUACUUCAAACAGUAAUGGUUCUGCUAUGGAUGCUACUGACAGAUCAACUACCACUUCUAACAAAUUUACCUCAAACAACAGUCAUGGUUCUAGUAUAGAUGCCACUGACAGAUCAACCAUCACUUCUAAGAAAUCUACUUCAAACAGUAAUGGUUCUGCUAUAGAUGCUACGGACAGAUCAACCACUACUUCUAAAAAAUCUGCCUCUAGCAACAGUCAUAAUUCUGCUAUUGAUGCUAUUAACAGAUCAACCAUCACUUCUAAAAAAUCUACCUCGAGUAACAGUCAUAGUUCUACUAUGAAUACUACUGACAGAUCCACUGCUACUUCUGACAAAUCUAUCUCAAUCAGUCAUGGUUCUACUAUUGAUGCUAUUCACAGAUCAAUCACCACUUCUAAGAAAUCUGCCUCAAACAGUCAUGGUUCUACUAUGGAUGCUACUGAUAGAUCAACCACCACUGUAACAACAUCUACCUCUAGCAACAGUAAUGGUUCUACUAUUGAUGCUACUGACAGAUCAACCUCCACUUCUGAAAAAUCUACUCCAAGUAACAGUCAUGGUUCUGCUAUGAAUACUACUGACAGAUCAACUACCACUGCAACAACAUCUACCUCGAGCAACAGUCGUGGUUCUGCUAUUGAUGCUACUUACAGAUCAAUCAUCACUUCUAAAAAAUCUACCUCAAGCAACAGUCGUGGUUCUGCUAUUGAUGCUACUCACAGAUCAACCAUCAUUUCUAAGAAAUCUACUUCAAACAGUCAUGGUUCUGCUAUAGAUGCCACUGACAGAUCAGCUACUACUGCAACAACAUCUACCCCAAGCAACAGUAAUGGUUCUGCUAUGAAUACUACUGACAGAUCAACCACCAUUUCUAAAAAAUCUACCUCAAUCAGUCAUGGUUCUGCUAUAGAUGCCACUGACAGAUCAGCUACUACUGCAACAACAUCUACCCCAAGCAACAGUAAUGGUUCUGCUAUUGGUGCCAGUAGUAAGACACAUGCUGCUGGUGAAGCUGCAUCUGCUAAAACAAAUGUUGCUCACUCCGUCACAACCGCUACUGUUGAGAGCACACACACGGUAGAUGUCACUGAAUGUCCAAUUUGCUCACUAUCCACCGCUACCACUUCAUUUUCUUCCCAAAACAGUCAAACUGUCCUACAUGGUGAACCAGUGUUGAGAGUUAGUACAGUUUAUACUACAGACGGUGUUGUUAUCACUACAUACACUCCUUCAUGUCCAGAAAGUGCUAAGACAGGUUCUGUUUCAGCUUCUGCUGCUACUGCUACUGCACCUUCAGACGUAAGCAUGGAAUCUGCCCAUUCCAAUGUUGUUCCAUCUGUAGGUGUUGCUACUUCUUCUUCUAAUUCUGCGGAAAGUGUUACAGUUGCAAAAUAUGAAGGUUUGGCAGCUAGUUUGACCUCAGAUGUUCUAUUCAGCGCUAUUUUAAUGGCUCUUAUUCAUUUGAUCUAA